This is a messenger RNA of Fusarium oxysporum Fo47, 327 nucleotides long. RefSeq lists its product as uncharacterized. Bases 1 to 327 code for a protein of 108 amino acids. The transcript has a single exon. NCBI's taxonomy places the organism in Eukaryota, Fungi, Ascomycota, Sordariomycetes, Hypocreales, Nectriaceae. The record is from RefSeq and is a predicted model, not a curated record.
AUGCGUUUCGCAACUUUUGGUCUAUUGGCUGUCCUGCCAACUUUUGGCUUGGCUAAAGACUGUGGUAUCUUCUAUGACUGGUCCGGUACCAGCAAUUUAGAUGUUUGGCGGGAUCUGAAGGCUGUAAGCAUGUGCAGCGACAUUGGCGGCGACAUACCUAACGACGAGCUUGCCCUGAAGAAUGGAAAUGGCGUACAUCGCUGCGCCGUCUGUCGCAAUGCUCGGGGUGGAACAAAGGACUACACCCGAACUAUUACGCAGCAAAAUGAUAAAAUCACUUACUCAGUCAGGUGUGGCUGGUUUGGAAAGAGCAAAUGCUCUGCCUAG